AUGGCUGCUUCAUCCAUUGCUAAAAAUGCAACUAGUUCACUUGGACGAACUAUUAAAACUGUUACUAUCAUAGGUGGCGGUUUAAUGGGUUCGGGUAUAGCUCAAGUAGCUGCUGAAAGUAAUCAUAAAGUUAUACUUGUUGAUCAAAAACAAGAAUUUCUUGAUAAAAGUUUAAAUAUAAUUCAAACAAGUUUAAAACGUGUUAUUAAAAAAAAAUUUGAUAAAGAUCAACAAGGAGGAGAAAAAUAUUUAAAUGAUGUUAACGGACGAAUUCAAACAAGUUUAAAUCUUGAAGAAUCUAUUCAAUCAACAGAUCUUGUUAUUGAAGCAAUUGUUGAAAAUCUUGGUAUUAAACAAAAAUUAUUUAAACAAAUCGAUCAAAUUGCACCAAAACAUACAAUUUUAACAAGUAAUACAUCAUCAUUACCAAUUACAGAAAUUGUUCAAGAUGUUAAACGACAAGAUAAAGUUGGUGGUUUACAUUUCUUUAAUCCAGUACCUGUUAUGAAAUUACUUGAAGUUAUUCGUACAUCAUCAACAAGUGAUGAAACAUUUCAAACAUUAUUAGCUUUUGGUAAAGCAUUAGGAAAAACAACUGUAUCAUGCAAGGAUACUCCAGGUUUUAUUGUUAAUCGUUUAUUAGUACCCUAUAUGAUUGAAGCUAUUCAUAUGAUUGAACGUGGCGAUGCAACUCCUGAAGAUAUCGACACAGCUAUGAAAUUAGGUGCUGGUUAUCCAAUGGGACCCAUUGAAUUAUUGGAUUAUGUUGGUUUAGAUACAUCGAAAUAUAUUGUUGAUGGAUGGAAAAAACGUUUUCCAGAUGAUGCAUCAUUUAAAACAAGUGAAUUAUUAAAUAAAAUUGUUGGAGAAGGUAAACUUGGCAAGAAAACUGGUGCUGGUUUUUAUAAAUAUUCCAAAUAA
This is a messenger RNA of Adineta steineri, 921 nucleotides long. The record is from the annotation of a GenBank genome assembly. NCBI's taxonomy places the organism in Eukaryota, Metazoa, Rotifera, Eurotatoria, Adinetida, Adinetidae.